AUGGCUCCUCGGGGGUUGUGUCAUGGCUGUUGGGAUGAGGGACAUGCAUGGCAGCGAUGUCCUCAUCAACCUAAGGGAGGCAUUCCGGCAUUCUUAAAGCCGGAGGGUCGUGGAUCCAACGGCAAGGCACAGGUGGCGGAUGAGGAGGAGCAGGAUGACAAGGCAGAGGUAGUGGUUGGAGAGGCAGUUACAGGAGUGGGAGAGGAGCAGCCGCGAGAGGGGUGGUGGAUUGACAGUGGGGCCAGCCACAACUUUACUAUUGCUUCGGACUUCAAAAGUAAGCUUCAGCCACCAGAGGUUCGGGGAGUUAGAUUGGGAGAUGGACAGGUGGUGAAAGCUGAUGGCAUGGGUGAGGUGCUAGUGGUUGGUGCUGGAGGUCAGCUGCUGAGGAUUCAAAAGGUCCACCUUGUGCCUGAGAUGCACACUCGUCUGCUGGCAGUCCCACACCUCACCUCUCGAGAUGCCAUUGUCACAUUCAAGGGUAAGAAAUGUGCUCUUAAACAGGGGGAGAGGGUGUUGGCGAUUGGAGAAAAGGAGAGGGGCAGGGACUAUGGAUUGGUGCGGAUGUCUCUUCCUCUUGCUCGGGGCACACAAGGCAGUGCUCUUGCAGCUGGGUCCUCCUCCUCAUUUUCCCCAUUGACCCUUGCUCAUCGCCGCCUUGUGUGCACACCGUCACUGGGAGGAGCGGUGUAUGUCCUCAGUCUCAUUGACGACUUCACCAGACGAGUUUGGUCGUUCCCACUCCCCAACAAGGAAUCGGCCACAGUCGCAAAAGUCCUUCGCCAGUGGCAUAAGGACGUGGAGUUGGAGUGUGGGCGGAAGCUGAAGGCUGUUCGCUCUGACAGGGGUGGCGAGUUCUUGGGGGACGCUGUGAAAGCAUGGAAAGCGAAGUUUGGCAUCAAAACCCAAUUUAGUGUCGCAGAUACACCGCAACAGAAUGGGGUCGUGGAGAGGUGGCACAAGACGAUGGCAGAGGGGAUUCGCACAUUGUUGGUCGACAGUGGUCUCCCUGCUCGCUUGUGGGGUGAAGCAUUGAUGUGGGUUAUGUGGGUUAAGAACAGGGUCACCCACAGUGCUUUGCCUGCCUCCAUCACACCAAUGGAGGCGUGGUCCGGCCAGAAGCCGCAUGUGGGCAUGGCUCGGAUCUGGGGUUGCAUGGGGAGUGUCAUGCUGCAUGGGCAUGAGAAGGGUGGCAAGCUUGAUGCACGGGCUGUCAUGUGUGUCUGUGUUGGGGUGGACAUGGAGAGCAAGGGUUGGCACAUGCUGGACCCUUCUCUCAUGCUGGAUGUUGAUUUUCUUGAGAAUGUGAUGUGGAAGGAUUGGGACAAGGCAAAGAGAUUUGGGGAGCUUCUGCAGGAUGCAGCUGCGAUUUCCCAACUCCUCCCUCUUCCACUCUCGCCACCCUCAGCAACGGCUGACGACGUUGAGAUGCCACUUUCAUCACUGCCACCGGCACCGCUGAGUGUGUCGGUGCAGCAGCAGCCCACCCCUCUGCAGCAGCUCAGUGGCCCCUCGGUCAUUCAGCGGAGAUCCGCUACACAGGCUACUUCCUCUUCCUCCUCCUCUGGUCAGCGCCCUGUCCCUCUCUCUACGGGUGCCCCUCCAUCACCAGCGACUACCUCCCCACCACCGGUUAAGGGUUUGCAGGUGCUUGGUAUCCAGUCUGGUACAGGUGGUGAGGAGGUAGGGGGGGAUGCUGGUGUGGUUGAGGGCAUGCUGUGUUUGGCCAGGGAGGUGGAAGGUGUUGCACUAGCAGGUGUGAGCACCGGUGAUGUCCCACGCACACUCGCUGAGGCCCUGCAUGGCCCUGAGGGCCCUGCGUGGAAGGCAAGUACUGAGAAGGAGGUAAAUGCAAUGCGCACUAUGGGUGUAUGGGAUCCACAGCCGGUCGACUUACCUCCAGGUAAGUAG
Messenger RNA from Closterium sp. NIES-65, 1911 nucleotides. Lineage: Eukaryota; Viridiplantae; Streptophyta; Zygnematophyceae; Desmidiales; Closteriaceae. The record is from the annotation of a GenBank genome assembly.